AUGUCUUCUUCCGAUGAAGAUGUGGUACGCCGGCCAGGAAGAACCACGGCUGCUGAUCGAGCCGAGAGCCCUGUCGGUAGCGAACACAGCAACACUCCCGCUGCGCGCGAUCCGAGUACCUUCGGAUCGGAUGCGGGAAACAUGAAUGGGGACGACGACGCUGACCUGUUUGGAUCUGACGGGUCGGAAGGGGGGUUUGGCAAUGAGGAGAAUCGACAAAGGACACUCGACGACGAGGAGUUAGAUUCGGGAGACGACAUUGAUCGCUACGACAGAGCCGGAGAUCGCAUGGAUGAGGAUGGCGUGGAAGGGGAUUACCAGGAAACUGUGAACAUUAUGGACCUGAGUUUAGGCCGGGCGCCUGAGCCAGUGACUUCAAAUGGUGAGGUCUAUACAAUGCCAGUGCCAAAUUUCUUGUCGAUAGAGACAGAGGAAUUCGACCCGGAGACGUACGUCGCGCCUCCAUUCACUACUGCGGCGACUUCCCUGUGCUGGCGGCAUGACCCGAACGACGAAUCUCUUUUGCAAUCAAACGCUAGAAUUAUCCGGUGGGAAGACGGUUCUUUAACACUCCAGCUUGCGUCGGCACCCAAGGAGCAGUACAGAAUAUCCACCAAGCCCCUGGCACCCACAAACAAGGCAGGCGAAUACGAUACAAAACUGGAUUCACAUGUCUACUUGGGAGCAGCCGCAGAGACGUCGUCGGUUUUCCGACUGACCUCACAUCUAACCCAUGGCCUCACUGUUCUUCCUACGACCGUGGAGACUGACGAUGCGGUGCAGCGUCUGCAAGAAUCUCUGGCUGCGGCUGCGCGAGGUAGCAAGAAGACAGCGGAUGGAUCGGCGCCAGUUAUCGAGGUUAAGGAGGACCCUGAACUGGCCAAGCGACAGGCCGAAAUGGCGGAGCGGGAGAAACUCAAGGCUGCACGUCGCCGUCAGCAGCUCGCAGAGCGUGAACUCGACCGUGGUCGUCGUGUCGGCUUCUCCCACCGCUCAGGUGGUGCUGGUCUGACCGUAGGUGGUCUAGAAGAUGACGACGGCCUACUCGCUACGCGACCCCGCGCACGCAAGCCUCGCAAACCCAAUCGUCGUGGUGAAAUUUAUACCGAUGACGAAGAAGAUUACGAUCGUCGCGGACGCACGAGGGAAGAUGAGUACGACGAAGACGAUGGCUUCCUUGUUGGCAGUGACGAAGAGCCUGAGAUUAUUGAAGAUGAUGAGGACGAGGAGAUCCUCGAGGAUGACGAGAUGGACGCGGAAGGCGAAGAGGAGGAGGAUGUCCCUGCCCAGAGACCCGCCAAAGAAAAGCGGCCGGCACCAGAGCGACCUGUUUCGGAAGCAGGAGCAUCCGGAACGCCACCGGUGAGGAAGAAGAAUCGCUACAUCGUUGAUGAUGACGAUGAGGACGAAUAA
Aspergillus fischeri NRRL 181 is the source of this 1413-nucleotide messenger RNA. RefSeq names its product Paf1-complex subunit LEO1. The record is from RefSeq and is a predicted model, not a curated record. Gene Ontology annotation, biological process: transcription elongation by RNA polymerase II; positive regulation of transcription elongation by RNA polymerase II. Bases 1 to 1413 code for a protein of 470 amino acids. Lineage: Eukaryota; Fungi; Ascomycota; Eurotiomycetes; Eurotiales; Aspergillaceae. The transcript is spliced from 3 exons. Gene Ontology annotation, cellular component: Cdc73/Paf1 complex; nucleus. Gene Ontology annotation, molecular function: RNA polymerase II C-terminal domain phosphoserine binding.